GCCGAGGGCACUCUGCGAGCGCCGGGCUCUCCGGGUUUAAUGUUUAACGCGGCGCUCACAUGCCCACCGGCGAGUCUCGCAGGAGUGUUUUCCGAGGGCUGUCUGGAGCAGGAAAUGCCAGUGCAGGUUCACCGGAAAGCGAAUGAAAUAAGCAUGGAGUCCUCUAAACUGGAAUAUAUUUUCAUGGGUCACAGUUAAAAGUAAAAAGAAGAUGGAGGGAAAUGAGAGAAAGGGAGUAUAAAACCUGUCAAGAACUUCCCAUUUUUGUGAUUAUAUAUAUAAACUCUCGAUAUAAUACAACUAAUGGUUUAUAGUAACACUUCACUGCUAUCCCUGGAAGAAGUCAGUGACUGUGCAGCUUGCUUAACAAGAACUUAUACUCUAACAACUUUGAACAUGUUUUAACCUUAACUGGACACCUUUUAUUUUAUUUUAUUUAUUUUUUUUUUAAGUCUGAGAGUUGAAAACUUUGCUUAGCUGUAUUUUUACUGAGACACCGAUUCCUGAUGGAAAAUGGACUUAAACCCACAAAUGGUUACUAUUGCACAGAGUUGAAUGGAAUGCCAUGACUUUGGAAAUAUUCUUGUAGAACCACCUUCUUUGCCUUGCACCCAUCAUAUCCUUAAAUAUUCAAGAGUAAACCUUGCAGUUAGAAACUCUAAAAAAUAAUGGCAUGGGUGAAAUUCCUAAGAAAACCUGGGGGAAACCUUGGAAAAGUUUAUCAGCCUGGAAGUAUACUAUCCCUGGCACCAACAAAAGGCUUAUUGAAUGAACCUGGACAAAACAGCUGCUUUCUUAAUAGUGCUGUUCAGGUAUUAUGGCAGCUUGACAUAUUUCGACGAAGUUUAAGAGGUUUAACUGGGCACGUGUGUCAAGGAGACGCCUGCAUAUUUUGUGCUUUAAAGGCAAUCUUUUCACAGUUCCAGCACAGCCGAGAGAAAGCCCUCCCGUCGGACAACAUGAGACACGCCCUCGCAGAGAGCUUCAAGGAUGAACAGCGUUUCCAGCUGGGAUUCAUGGAUGAUGCAGCAGAAUGCUUUGAAAAUAUCCUCGAGAGGAUUCACUUUCACCUAGUGCCAAACAGUGAGACGGAUAUGUGCACUUCCAAGUCCUGCAUUUCCCAUCAGAAGUUUGCUAUGACGCUGUACGAGCAGUGCGUCUGUCGCAGCUGUGGAGCAUCAUCGGACCCGUUGCCUUUCACGGAGUUUGUGCGUUAUAUUUCCACCACAGCCCUCUGUAACGAAGUAGAGAAAAUGAUGGAGAGGCACGAACGUCUCAAGCCAGAAAUGUUUGCAGAGUUGCUGCAGGCAGCAAAUACUGCUGAUGACUACAGGAAGUGUCCUAGUAACUGUGGUCAGAAAAUAAAAAUUCGUCGUGUUCUUAUGAAUUGUCCUGAGAUUGUGACAAUCGGCUUAGUCUGGGAUUCAGAACACUCUGAUCUGACAGAAGAGGUUAUGAGGAAUCUGGCAACACAGCUUUAUCUUCCUGGGCUGUUUUAUAGAGUUACAGAUGAAAAUGCCAAAAACAGUGAGCUUUUCCUUGUGGGAAUGAUUUGCUACACGAGCCGACAUUACUGUGCCUUUGCCUUUCACACCAAGAGCUGCAAAUGGGUGCUGUUCGAUGAUGCUAAUGUCAAGGAGAUUGGAACAAAAUGGAAAGACGUGGUCUCCAGGUGCAUUCGGUGUCACUUCCAGCCAUUGCUGCUAUUUUAUGCUAACCCAGAUGGCACAGCUGUAUCUCCAGAAGAUGCACCAAAGCAGAUUAUUCACUGGUCUCAGUGUAAAACAGCAGGAGGAAGUGGGGAAGACUUGGGAUUUGAAAAGCAUUCUGCUGCUAAAUCAGAGCACGUGAAAGAGAACGGAAUUGGAGAUCCCCCUAAUCAAAGGAGUAAUAAAAAGCUUCAGCCAGAUAAUUCAGCCUUCAGUAGAAGCCACAUUCAAGCAAGUGGUGGUAGAGGCCCAGCUAAGUUGGGUUACAGCGAUCAAAAGGACAGGCUGAAGGACUUAUCCAGAGAGUGUGCUCAGAAAGCUGCUGACAUGAAAAACUUCCCAUCCUUACGAAAAGAUGUGGACAGAGGACCAAAGAAAGAGUCUGGGAGACAAAGAGAUGUGAUUGGGGAAGACCGUUGCAGUGUGAAGUCAGGAUCUCCUCCCAUCGGGAACGGCCUCAGGCACUGCGUGGAUCAGCGGAUAUACAGCAGCCAGGGAAGAGGCCCCUACAAACACGACAACGCCCCGCACCCAGCAAAGCUUUCUGCACACGUGCUCGGAUCAAAUAAAACUGACCCUUUCGCUGCUGGGGAGAAACCAGCCACGAGGACACGGCCUGAUGGUGUCACUGGUUAUGACACGGACACCAGUCAGGACUCCAGGGACAAAGGAAGCAGCAGGAGCAGGAGUAAAGGUUGGAAACCGAUGCGGGAGACGCUGAACGUAGACAGCAUUUUCAGCGAGAGUGAGAAAAAACAGCACAGCCCAAAGCACAAGGCAAACCUGAGCAGUAAAUCUAAGCACGAAAAGGAGAGGAGCUUUAACCAGUGGCCAAAGGAGAACCAGGUGCAGAAGGCUUUAAUGACUAUAUACGAGGACGAAACGAAACAGGAUACAGGAAGCCGAAGUUCACUGGAUUCGGAGGGAAAAGGGAACGCUGAAAAAAGCAAAGGGUUUACGGAGAGAAAAGUCCACGGUGAUAACUGGCAAAUUCAGAGGACAGAAUCUGGAUACGAAAGCAGCGAUCAUAUCAGCAACGGAUCUGCAAAUCCGGACUCACCUGUUAUUGAAGGAAUCAGCCCGGCAGAUGUCAAGAAUGUGAAAGACAGUGCUUCCUGCAGCGAACAGAACUUGUCAACCAAAAAAGCUGAGCAUGUGUUACAUUCGGUGCCCCAGCAGAACAGAAACUUCCACGAUUUGAGGAAAGACCAGUUGAAUUCUGAAGUGAACUACAGACCUCAUGUUGGUUUCCCAACAGAUUUACAUUUGCAGGUGCCCAGUCCUCCAGUAAAGAGAGCUGAAAUGCCUGAGACCACCAGGAAAUUCUUCCCCUCCUCAGCUCUCCAGCCAGUUGUCAAAGACAUCGUGAAGUCAGAAAGCAGGAACAAGGCAGGCGAACAGAAACCUUCCGAGUGGCUUCAACCAGACAGGUUUGAGAAGGUGAACGUGGCAGUGUUCUGUCCUGAUGGCCUGUCCCACCCCUACCCCGAGAACACCUGUGGCAGGAAGCUGCUCCCCAGUGACUUUGCCCCCUCUGCCCAGCCGCAGUCUCAUCACACAAGAACGCUCGGUCCCAAGGUGGGCUUGGGGCCCUGCGUGCCACAGUCCCUGCCGGAGAGGCCCGUGGUGCUUCCCGCCCCUCCCGCUGAGCACCCGCUGCGGAGGGGGGAUGCCCUCUGGGUGCCUGAAGCAGUGUAUCAGAACGUCCCUCCCCCUCUGCCACCCAAGAAAUACGCUCUGAAUACUUUGCCGGGAUCGGAGGGUAACUCUGCAGCAGAGGUAAAACCCGCAGAAGCGUUGCAAAGUAAUCCGCUGAGGCAAACGGGUGCUCCUCCAAAACCUGCACCAGAACCAAGUGUACUCCCACCAGAACAAAGGCUGAAAGAGCCCUUUCCAGGGAACGAACUGUUUGUCCACAAACCGGAUUCUCCACCUCGCUUGUCAGUCAAUGACUUCUGGACCGUGUCGGAGAACUUGUUAAAGAAAGGAUCCCGCCACACGGGGCCGAGUCCCGGCUACGUGGAGGGGAAUGACAGCGUGUCCCUAACGACCUACUUCUCAGUCGACAGCUGCAUGACUGACACCUACAGGAUGAAGUACCACCAGAGGCCCAAGCUGUAUUUCACGGAGAGCGGGAGCUUUCCCAAGGAGAAGCAUCCUCCAACAGCUGGGGUAGACCUGAACGCUACAUACCACGCCCCCCUGGAGCCCAGGCACCCCCCGCCCGAGCCGAGGUACAAGGCCAGCGCAGAAGGCAUCCACUGCAGCCGAUAGAUCCAUAAAAAAACCCACCCCCGGAUCUGACAUUUGCAUUUCACAUGGUCUGUGAACGGGCACAACCCUUGAAUGUGUGUGUGUGUGAUAACCAGGUACCCAGCUGACCGUACUUUGCGUGGGAGUUCUGACUGUUCAAAUGAAUAUGCAAAUUGGAGGCGCACGGAGGAGAAGAGGUGCUAAACUUGUGGUUCUUUGAUUUGUUACUCUAGUUGCCUUAAUGCUUACCUCUGUUACUCAGCUUGUCUUCUACAGUUUGUACUACACAUGGUCCCUUGGGGUGUGCACAUCUUACAGCAGUGGGAUCGACUGGAUGUUACUAAAUCUGUAAGAAGAUUUAAUUAGUUGCAGUUUAAGAAGUGCUCCUUCAGACUGCGGUCACUACCUACUUAGACUAACAAAAGGGAUAAAUGUAUUACCACAUCAAAUGCAGUAAAUGUAGUAAUAAUAGAGUAUUAUUUGUCCUGAGAAGUAGCAGGAGAUAACGUGGUUUUUUUCAGCUGACUUCUCUGAAAGUCUGUGCUUUCACAAACCUUCAAGUGUCUUUAAUACAAGUUUACCCAGAGGAUUUAUUUUUUAUUUGAAAAGCCUUAAUAAUAAUAAUAAUAAUAAUAAUAAUAAUCCUUUAAAAACCGUCCUGGUUUGCAAAUGUUAAAUGAGACUUUCAAAGGGAAUUGAAGUAAACCGCAGUAAUACUGUCCUAUUAAUACAGCUGCUCUAUGUUAGUGUACAUUUUUAAACACAUUUAUCAGAUUUUGUUCACCCUAUAAGCUAUAUACUUCAACUUAUUAAAUUUAACCACAUCUCUUACAAACUGAUAUAAGAGAAUAGGAUGCUAAUUUUAAAUGCAGAGUUAUCAUGCAACUAUGAAAGAUUAGUUUUGUAAGGUUUUAGAUAGAGUUACUGCUUAUGUUCAAUUCUGAUUUAUCCUCCAAGUGCAUACAAAGUAAUUGCUGCUAUUUAUUAAGCUUCCCUUUU
Empidonax traillii (willow flycatcher) is the source of this 4961-nucleotide messenger RNA. RefSeq names its product ubiquitin specific peptidase 53 (gene USP53). Gene Ontology annotation, molecular function: cysteine-type deubiquitinase activity. Bases 669 to 3983 code for a protein of 1104 amino acids. Gene Ontology annotation, cellular component: cell-cell junction. The record is from RefSeq and is a predicted model, not a curated record. The transcript is spliced from 17 exons. NCBI's taxonomy places the organism in Eukaryota, Metazoa, Chordata, Aves, Passeriformes, Tyrannidae. Gene Ontology annotation, biological process: response to auditory stimulus; protein deubiquitination; sensory perception of sound.